This is a messenger RNA of Oreochromis niloticus (Nile tilapia), 6736 nucleotides long. RefSeq names its product SH3 domain containing ring finger 1 (gene sh3rf1). Bases 447 to 3071 code for a protein of 874 amino acids. Lineage: Eukaryota; Metazoa; Chordata; Actinopteri; Cichliformes; Cichlidae. The record is from RefSeq and is a predicted model, not a curated record. Gene Ontology annotation, molecular function: protein binding. The transcript is spliced from 12 exons.
CUUGUUCCAGCAGCAGUCCCGCAGAGCAGAAGUACCAGCAUGGCGCUCGGUGAGGCUGGAGUUCCGUUGUCUCUCUUGUAUUGUGUUUCUCAUGUCAGGUUUUACUCCACUAUCUGAUAGAGGUCUGCGAUCCCUGCGCGGUGUGCGCCUCUAAACAAAACCUGUCUGGGUAAAAACGGCAGCAUUUGCCUGCUGGAUACUCACAGAGAAGUGGUUUGUAGAUAUCUGAGAAGGCUUGCUAACUAGCAAGGAGGCAAAAAAAAAAAAAAAAAAUUACGGGAGAUACAGAGCAACAAGAGGAGGAGUCCUGUUCUGGAAGAGCUGAUGCAGGUGCCAUGGCAAUAGCCGAGGCAUGGGAGUGACGUGACAGUACUUGAUGUGCUUCCAAACAAAAACCUUAUCAGCAUCAUGUUUUUCUGCUGAAUUAGAGGCAGAACACACAGAAAAUGGACGAGUCCGUGUUGUUGGAUUUGCUCGAGUGCCCCGUUUGUCUCGAGCGGCUAGAUGCCUCGGCAAAGGUUCUUCCUUGUCAGCACACCUUCUGCCGGCGUUGCCUCCAAGGCAUCCUUGGCUCACGCGGGGAGUUGCGCUGCCCAGAGUGCCGGACGUUGGUUGAGUGUGCCGUGGAUGAACUUCCCAGCAACAUCCUACUUGUGCGGCUCUUGGAUGGAAUCAAGCAGAGGCCACGGAGGGUUGGCCCUGGGGCAGCAGUCUGCACAAAUGGUACAUCUGGAGCCAUGGCCAGGGCACAUGGAAGUGGAUCCCGGGACCAGGGCACCCCGGGAGCACAACCCCAGCGAGCUCAGGCUAAGAGCACCCUCGUCCGGGGCGUACCCCAGCUCCCGUGUGCCAAGGCACUCUACAACUACGAUGGCAAGGAACAAGGAGACCUCAAGUUCAGCAAGGGUGACAUUAUCAUCCUGCGUCGACAAGUGGAUGAGAACUGGUACCACGGUGAGAUGGGUGGAGUCCACGGCUUUUUCCCCACCAACUUUGUGCAAGUUAUUAAGCCGCUGCCACAGCCGCCGCCUCAGUGCAAAGCUCUCUAUGACUUUGAGCUCAAAGAUAAAGAGGCCGACAAGGACUGUCUGCCCUUCUCAAAGGACGAUAUCCUGACUGUGAUUCGCAGAGUAGAUGAAAACUGGGCAGAGGGAAUGCUGGGAGAUAAAAUUGGAAUUUUCCCCAUCUCGUAUGUUGAGUUCAAUUCGGCAGCUCGUCAGCUUAUAGAGUUGGACAAGCCGUCCGACUCCAGUGGAGACUCCGGGGAAGGGGCCUCCUCAGGGCCUCAGACAAAUGGUGCCCAGCGGGCAGGGGAGAAGAAGAACAGCAAGAAACGCCAUUCUUUCACCUCUCUCACCAUGUCGCACAAACCCAUGCUAGCGCCUCCCCCCCAGCGCCACUCCAUGGAGAUUAGCGGGCCAGUCCUCAUCAGCUCCAGCAACCCCACGGCAGCAGCUCGAAUCGGAGAGAUCAGCGGGGGCCUCUCCUGCAGCGCACCUUCACAGGUACAUAUUUGCACAACUGGACUAAUUGUGACCCCGCCUCCUAGCAGUCCUGUUACUACAGCAACCGUCUUCACAUUUCCCUCAGAGACGAGCUACACAUCCAUCCCUGUGGAUGCUCUCCCACCACCCCCACCGCCUCCCCCCCAGUCCUCCGUCGGUGGAGCUGCAUAUUCGCUGGCUGCCGGACAGAGACCCUCCCCCAGCAUAAGCGACCAAAGUGGGAGACAAAGACCCACAGUCUAUGUGGCAAUGUUUCCCUACACUCCUCGAAAGGAGGAUGAACUGGAGCUGAGAAAAGGAGAGAUGUUUCUGGUGCUGGAACGCUGUCAGGAUGGCUGGUUCAAGGGCACGUCCAUGCACACGGGCAAGAUUGGAGUCUUUCCUGGGAACUACAUGAGCCCCGUCAGCAGGACGGCGUCUGGGAGCUCUCAGCCCAAAGUGCCCAUGAGUCUGUGCACUCAGGCAGGCAGAGGUGUCACCAUCGUCAGCCCCUCUUCAGCUCCCCUUGGAGCCAUUGUUUCAGGGCCUGAUUUUAACAAACCGCUCACUGUAUGCCCCGCCGCUGCACCUGCCAGCUCCCAGCCUGCAGCGGUGGUCACCACAGCUCAAACAGCUACAGGCCAACAGCCAAAAGUCUCGCUGCACGUCACCUCCCAGAUGACCGUGAAUCAGGCUCGCAACGCGGUCAGGACAGCUGCAUGUCACAGUCAGGACAGGCCCACAGCAGCAGUGACACCAAUACAGUCUGCAACACCGGUGACGUAUCUCCCACACCUCGCAGUGUGCUCGCAGCCCGGGUCAAGUCCUGCACAAGGCUGCACUCGAGUAGGGGUGGCAAUGGGCUGCGCAGCUGCCUCCUUGACCCCACCCAAUGUAAGCGCUGCAUCUUUGGAUAGUGACGCUUUGAGACCUGUACCUGUCCUCACUGUGCCUGUCGGCCCUGGGAGCAACUCCGCUCUCAAUCCCACGUCUAACAAUGCAGCUCCUGCCUGCAGACUGGAUAAAGACAUCAAGCAGAGAGAAAAGAAAAGUCUUCUGAAGCUGUUGUCCUCCAAUAAGAAGAAGUCUCGCCCUUCGCCCCCCUCCUCUCCUACCCUUGAGGCAGAGCAGGCCGCUGCUGCUGGAGAGGUGCUACAUGGCGCUGUGGGCCCUGACACCUCCCCUCCCUCUGGCCCAGCGAGCUGCCUGGAGCCUGAACCUGCUGCUGCUGCUGCUGCUGCUGCCGCUGCUGCCGCUUCUGCCUCGUCAUCCUCUUCCUCCUCCUCCUCAGUCCCAGAGUCCUCCCAUCGGAAGAGCAGUCCCCUUGAUGGAUGUGUUCCUAUCGCUCCUCCUCCCCGCCAGCCCUGCUCCUCUCUUUUAUCUCAACAGCAUGACGCACGUCCCAUCAUAUGUGAGAGGUACAGGGUGGUUGUAUCAUAUCCUCCCCAGAGCGAGGCAGAGCUGGAACUUAAGGAGGGCGACAUUGUGUUUGUUCACAGGAAGAGGGAAGAUGGCUGGUUCAAAGGCACGCUGCAGAGGAAUGGCAGGACGGGACUGUUCCCUGGCAGCUUUGUAGACAUCAUUUAAUACAUGCACGUACACACACGCACACACACGUUACAGUGAUCCAACUGACUGCUGCUAGCCUCGUUAAGGUGUCACCGCUCCCAAGGAUGCUUGGACAGGUCAACCACGAUGACACUCUAAGUCUUGAAAUAGACCACGGUUGGCACUCGAGAGCGCUGCAGAGAAAAAUCAAUGAAAGCACAUUGGACAGAGUUAGAGGAGAGCACACACUACUCAUGAACUUUACUUUUUUUUUGUUGGUUAUUUAUAUCUUUGUAACAAUUCAACUGUUAAAUGUGUGCCUUGUACUGUUCCUCACUUUAUUGUACAUAAGGACACAAAUAUGAUUAGUCCUAAAACAUCCAGUAUGAACUGUUUAUCCAUAUGUUACACAUUUUAACUUAUUUCAUAGAUCAACCUUUUUGUAGUGCCACAUGUUAAGGGGUUAAGUAAAGCACACGCCUUAUUUUAAUACAUCAGAUUUUCUUUUCUCUAUAUGACUGCUGUUUCAGACUGUCAGAAGGCAGUAUAUUAGGUGGAACAGAUCAGAACAAAUUGUGCUGCAGAGUAGAAAAUAAGAUACUUCUCCUCCGAAGGCAUUAUUGAAUCCGGGGGAUCCUAACAGAGAUCUGCUGUAUUGCACAUUUGAGUACUCCGCUUUGGCAAAUUAUUUCUGUGUGCCAUUCACAGGCAUCUAGUUUUUUCUCGCGGUGUGGUUGCAGUGUAAAGGGCUGAUACUGCAUUGAUCAAACAUUUGCAUGUGAUUAGCAAAGCCAUCCGCAGGAGGCAAAGUGCUGACAGAUGUGCUGCGGGACUGUUUGGCUCUGCCGUUUUUAAUAUGCGAAAAACACUCCAAAAUGGACUCAAAUGAUGCUUACUUUGUACCUUCUUUAUAUUUACUGACCAGAGUAGCUGCUCUCCUAACCUCCCUCCCUCGGCAGUAGCCAAACCUGGACAGAGCGCUCCAUCACGGGAGCGACAUAACAUUUCAGUAACAGUGCACGGCCGAUUCCUUUCAGUGUGUAUUUAUUUUAUGUUAGCUACACAUUUCAGAGACGCUGACACCUGCUGCUCAUAGAGAGAGUGUCAUAUAACUAAUCGGACACAGUCGCCCCUCAACGGGCUCCGUUUGUGAACACGAACUCAUUCCUAAUGUGACUUGUGGCAAUAAGAAACACUGCUAGCUAAAGCACAGAAUGUUUGCCUAAAGUAGCAUAUUGUAUCGCUCCACAGGAAGAGGUGCAUUCAAUCUGUUGAAUCCAAUCGCAAAUUUUUAUUGAAAUCAAUCACAUUGAGCCCUUGAUUUUUUUCCCUGUUUUUCAUGGUUGAGCGAUUCAAAGUUUGUUUCUUGUUUUUCUGUUAAUUGUUGUACUGACUUGAAUUACUAUAAGAUUUCUUAGUGAUUGGAGGGGAUUUGGCUGUAGGUUUGGUGCUUGUUGAACUGAAAAUGAAUUAGCAAUUUUAGAAUACUUUUAAAAAAAUGAAAGUGUAAUCUUCAUAAAAGAUCAUUCUUCUUUGCCUUGAAGUUGACCAGUUAUGCUCAUUUUUAAUUUUGGACUCGAGUAUUAGCUUUGCACAACUCACAGUUGGAAAUAAUACUUGUUUAUCUUACACUGGGGCAUUGGUGCAGCCUCUGAGUUCUUCCUCUGAAACAAGCAGUUUAGUUCCUCUACUUUUAAACCAGCUUUUAUCUGAUUGGCUACACCUAAUAAACAAAAGGCUUUUGAUGAUAGAGGAGCCAAAAUUGUUCAGGAGGCAUGCGGUGUCUCACUCUAAGAAGGUCCUGGGUUCAAAUCCAGCAGUGAGUUGGGGCCUUUCUGUGCAGUAUGUUCUCUGUGGUUUCUCUCCAGGUGUUCCAGCUUCAUCCGCAGUACUUAGACUUCCAUUUUUAGCUGAACUAGUGUGAAUGUGAGCAUGAAUGGCUGUCUGUCAAUCUGUGUUAAGCCUGUAAUAGACUGUACCCCACCUCUUGCCUAUUGACAGCAGGAAUUGGAUAGGUAGAAGGACAGAUGGUUACUCUAUUAGGUUAUCAGUUUUAAUCUGGUUAUUUUUUAGUUAUUAAUUAACUUAAAGAAAUUUAAACAAAAUGUGUUUUUAUUGGGGAUUUUCCUGAAUUUUAUAUAUUGUUCACAUAAUUUGGGAAGCAUGAUGGUACAGUAGGAACUUCCGGUCCAUCCGGCCGGUGUCCACUGUGAGACGGCAUCAUCAGACGACAAUGGACUCAAGAAGAGAGGCGAGUGCAAUGGAAAGCCAAAGAGACGAUCCAGCUGGCACCUCUGUCAUGCACCACUUUUGGCAGAAACCUUUAGACUGAUCUUGUCAACUUUAAACUGGAAGUGAGUUUGGGUUUUCUUAAGAGGACUAAACGUACAACAGUGUAAAAAAAUAAAGGUGUUUGCUUGAUUUAAAACACAAUACAUGAAGUAAACCUGCUAGUGAAAUAUGUACACUUUUAGUUGUUUGAUCCUGACCAAUCGGAUUUAAAUUUAAAUCCAAGUCACUGCCCAGCCUGAGGUGGGUGAGGCUGCUCUGCUUAUAGAGCUACAUUGAGUCCACAGCUUAGCAGUUUGUGCUUAGAUUGAAUUGCUUUUAAAGUCUAAACUCUACCUGGUUCCAAGUCAGUAUGAUUAGUGUAGACACAUUGGGCUCAGGUAUAAAUGCAAACAAUGACAGGACUAAUAAAUAAAGCUUGAAGCAUAGCUUUAUUUAGAAGGAUAGGACGCUGACAUUUUACAGAGCCAGAAGUAGAAAGAUCUGUCUGAAACCAGGAGUUUACUGCACUUUGAUGCUCGAGCUUAAUUGGUGACCUCAUUAUGUCAAACUUUGGCUAUUUGUAAUAAAGCAUCCACCUUUGUACAAAAGCUGUAUCACAGAAAAGAAGGAAAAGCAUAGUAGGUUCACUUUUAAAAGCCCUCUGAAAAAUCAAUGAAACCCUUUAGAGUAAACGCAUUACUGUGAACCCACCCCCCACCCACACCUCCUCGCCUAAGGGGACCUCACAUCAGUUAAUGUAAUGUGACUUAUUCAUCAGAUUUUUUUUCAGGAAGUCGUUUGAGGUCCGUGGGGUGUUUAAACAUGUUGAGGCAAUCACUGAAUCGUGCCAAAUUUGGCUUUGAGAAUGAGUUUGACGACUGAUUUAGACCCAGAGUUUCAAGCGUGUGUGAUAAUUAUUUUUUAAGUCUUUUGUUGUUAAUUGAGGGGACCACUGUGUAACUGACUGCUGGAAAUAUGUUGUCAUUUGCUUGAAAUUUGGAGCGAGGGCGGAAAGCGAUGGUACAAAUCACUGUUAGGGCUUCUUUUUAUAUAGAAUUAAUCUGAUGUUUUCUUGUCGUCUUGGCCGUCACCACACCAACCUCGGGCGCUCUGCUCAAACUCUCCCUCAUCGAGUGUCUUUUCAUUUCACUGGGAAGCCUUUAAUAUACAGACAUACUCCUACACAGAUGCACACAGUUAUACUGGCAUACACACUACCGCACCGUUUCAAAUCAUACUGACGUCUCGUACAUGUUUUUCAUGCAUAGGCUGCACAGUUUACAACUCAGAAUAUGAAGCAUUUCUUAAAAUAAUUACUAGUCUUCAUUUAUCCAAACACACGGCAACUUAAGUUUGCUCAGUCCAGCUUAACAGAUUUCUUAUAUGCCAAGGUGACUUACUUGAUUUUUUUUGUGUUGUUUUUUAAGUCUGUA